Ambispora leptoticha is the source of this 909-nucleotide messenger RNA. Lineage: Eukaryota; Fungi; Glomeromycota; Glomeromycetes; Archaeosporales; Ambisporaceae. The record is from the annotation of a GenBank genome assembly.
AUGAGUUUGGUUUCGCGACACUGCGUUCAAACGUGCAACUUUUUCUUGAAGACUGUUCGAGAUUACUCGACCAAAGCCGCAAUAAAUCCCGAUAUUAGUUCCUCUAAUAAUGAAGAAUCAAACAACGAGACGAAUCAGACAGAGGCUCAAACUCAUUUUGGCUUUAAAUAUAUACCGGAGAGCGCAAAGGAGACGUUAGUCGGUCAAGUAUUUGCGAAUGUUGCCUCGAAAUAUGACUUGAUGAAUGAUGCAAUGAGUAUUGGCAUCCAUCGUCUAUGGAAAGAUCAUUUUAUACGCUCGUUGGCACCUGGUCCAGGCACUAAGUUGAUCGACGUAGCAGGUGGAACAGGUGAUAUCGCACUUGGCUUUCUCAAUUAUUGUAAGGAGAUUCAUGGAGAUCGGUCAGCGCACGCAACUGUUCUUGACAUAAAUCCUAAGAUGCUUGAAGUCGGGAAAAAACGAUUUGCAAAGACUUUAUUUAACAAAACUUCUCAGGUCUCCUUUAAAGUUGGGAAUGCCGAACAACUUGAUUACCCUUCGAAUUCCUUUGACGCGUACACGAUCGCGUUUGGUAUACGAAAUUGCACCCACAUUGAUAAGGUGUUAAAAGACGCAUAUCGAGUCUUGAAACCAGGCGGGAGAUUUAUGUGUCUUGAAUUCGGAAAAGUAGAACAUCCUAUCAUUUCUCCGAUCUAUAACUUAUACUCGUUCCAAGUGAUUCCGGUGCUAGGACAAAUAAUAGCGGCCGAUAGAGACUCGUAUCAGUAUCUCGUGGAAAGUAUUCGUCAGUUUCCUUCACAACCAGAGUUUGCUAGAAUGGUGCGUGAUGCUGGGUUUGCUUUGGUUGGCAAGGGUUGGGAAGAUCUCACUUUUGGUGUAGCAGCGAUUCAUUCGGGAUUCAAACUAUAA